This is a messenger RNA of Paramecium primaurelia, 1091 nucleotides long. The record is from the annotation of a GenBank genome assembly. NCBI's taxonomy places the organism in Eukaryota, Ciliophora, Oligohymenophorea, Peniculida, Parameciidae.
AUGAAAUAAAUAAAAUUUUGUUAGGUGAUAUGGAUUCAAUUCUAAAGGCAUCUUAAUCAGAUUGGAUUUCUUAUAUUAUGUUAUAUGUUUAAUUUUGUGAUUAUACAAUUGUACCUAUUGAUUAGGAUAAUGAUAAUCUUUUAUAAUUAUUUGGAGAAAUUGUGUUAAGACCAGAAGACAUAAAUAUUAUUAAUUCUUUACUUUAGUAUGAUAAAAAUCUAACUUAUUUUGUGUAUUUGUAUUUUGAAAAUUAAGGAUAGGAGUAAUUAAGAUCAUAAUAAGAAAUAUAUGUAUUCUAUAAUUUUUAUAUAAUUUUAGAAAAGUAAAUUUUAAUUAAUAAAAACUAUUCUUGAAGAAAUUCCAAAUGAUAUGCAAUAUGAAAAUGAAAAUCUUAUAUUUUUUUGAGGAAAUUGCAGAAAUUAUUAAAAUAUCACGAAAAAUGAAAUAUAAGGAAUUCGAAAAGGAAUUUUAAGAUAUAUUUAAUGAGAAAAUAUAAGGAAUCAUAAAUUCUUCUACCAGUUUUAAAAAAAGUAUGAAUAUUUAUUAAUUUAGUAAUGAACUUUGUUCAUUGCAUUGAAAAGAUUUAAUAAAGAGAUUAAGCAUCUAUUAUACUCGAAGCCUUAUUAUAGAAAUUAUUCAGUUAAAAUUUAUAAAAACUUGAAGAGAAUGAAAAUGCUUUAAAUAUUAUAAUAGAAAAAUUUUAUUAUGAUGAAAGUUUUAGACAAUAAGUUAAAUAAAAAAUAAACAAUCAAGUUAAUAAUCCAUAUUUUGAAGUAUUAUUUAGAGAUUUCUUAAAUAAUUUUGCAUUAUAAUAAUAUAGAGGAUAUUUUGAAUAAGAAUUAAUUAAACUCUAAUUUAAAUUUGGAUUAAAAUUAUAUGAUUUACAAUUAACAAAUAAAAUUGAAUGCCCUGAGAUUCUUAUUAUGAAUAUAUCAUAAGAAUUUAUAAGAAAUGUUAUUCAAUCUGAUGACACUUUUAAAUUGAAAAUGAAGAUUAUUUUAAGUAACUUAUUAGAUUAAUGUUAAAAUUUAUAGGAUGAAAAAUUAGAUAACAGAAAAAAUAUUAUUAGACUCUUAAUAAGAAGACUAUGA